CAGGCCCCGGCCCGGCCCCAUAAGCCCGCGGCCGGCGGCCGGACCCAGCGGCCAGGCCGGGAGGGGCGACGCGGACGCGGGGCGCCAUGGCCGGGGCGGCGCGGAGCUGCCUCUGCCUCCUGCUGCUGGCCGCGCCCGCGGGGCCGCUGCGCGCGGGUUUCCAGGAAAUUUCUCUGUUGUCCUCCUAUGAAGUUAUAAUCCCACAGAGGUUAGGAAGAGAACGGCGAGAGGCCUCCGAUGUCUCCUCAGUGCAGGACAAGGUGUCGUAUGCUAUUGAGAUAGAGGGAAAAGAAUACACAAUUCAUCUAGAAAAGAACAAAGAACUGCUGCCCAAAGAUUUCACAGUGUAUACAUAUAGUAAGGAGGGGAAGUUGCAAUCUGAAUAUCCAGAUGUCCAGGAUCACUGCCAUUACCAGGGAUACGUGGAGGGGAUCCUGGAUUCUGUUGUUGCUGUCAGCACUUGCUCGGGGCUCAGGGGUUUGGUGACCAUAGGGAACAUCACCUAUGGGAUUGAUCCCAUGGAUUCGUCCUCUGGCUCCAAACACAUUUUAUACCCAUUGGAUAAUGUGAAGAAAGAGCCCACAAUGUGCGGAGUAACCACCGAAGGCCAUGAAAGGGAACGUGCAGGGGAAAAUCACCAUCCCAGUAUGACUCAGCUGCUGCGAAGAAAAAGAGCCGUCCUACAUCAAACAAGAUAUGUGGAGCUAUUCAUAGUCGUGGAUAAAGAAAAGUUUGAAGAUUUUGGGAAAAGUGAAACAGAAGUAAGAGAACACAUGGUGCAACUGGCAAACUUCCUUGAUAGUAUGUACGUAAUGUUGAACAUCCGCAUUGUACUGGUUGGCCUGGAGAUCUGGAAGUACGAAAACAUCAUUAGUACAGACGGAGGUGCUGGUGAUGUGCUGGCAAAUUUUGUACAGUGGCGAGAGAAGAAUCUUGUUUUGCGACGGAGACAUGACAGUGCCCAGUUUGUUCUGAAGAAGGGAUUUGGUGGCACUGCUGGAAUGGCCUAUGUUGGAACAGUGUGCUCCAAGAGCCACGCAGGAGGCAUUAAUGUGUUUGGAAAAAUCAGUAUACAGAUGUUUGCAUCGAUUAUGGCUCACGAACUGGGACAUAACCUGGGGAUGAACCAUGAUGAUGAAAGAGUCUGUCACUGUGGAGCAAGCAGUUGCAUUAUGAGCUCUGGGGCAUCGGGAUCAAGGAACUUCAGCAGCUGCAGUGCAGAAGACUUCGAGAAGCUAACUCUCAACAAAGGUGGAAGCUGCCUGCUCAACGUUCCCAAGCCUGAUGAAACCUAUAGCGUCCCAUACUGUGGGAACAGGCUGGUAGAUGUAGGGGAGGAGUGUGACUGUGGUUCGCCAAAGGAAUGUGAAAGCGAUCCUUGCUGUGAACCAGGUACUUGUAGGCUCCGAUCCGGUGCUGCAUGCGCUUACGGUGACUGCUGUAAAAACUGCCAGCUCCUUCCUGGAGGAACUGAGUGUCGGGCAAGUAACAAUGAGUGUGACCUACCAGAGUACUGCAACGGCACAUCCCAAUUCUGCCAGCCAGACUUCACUGUUCAGAAUGGUCACCCGUGCCACAAUGAGGAAGCCUACUGUUACAAUGGUGUUUGCCAGUACUACGAUGCACAGUGUCAGGAUAUCUUUGGCUCAAAAGCCAAAGCUGCCCCGAACAUUUGUUUUGCUGAAGUGAACUCCAAGGGUGAUAGAUUUGGCAAUUGUGGUUUCCAUGGCCAUGACUACAAGAAAUGUUCCAGCUGGAAUGCCAUGUGUGGCAAGCUGCAAUGUGAAAAUGUGAAAACUAUGCCUGUUUUUGGAAUUAAGCCUGCCAUUAUCCAAACUCCCAUUAGAGGCACCACGUGCUGGGGUGUAGAUUUCCAGCUAGGCUCUGAUGUCCCUGAUCCAGGAAUGGUGAAUGAAGGCACCAAAUGUGGUACUGGAAAGAUCUGUAGGCAUUUCCAGUGUGUGAGUGCCUCUGUCCUGAACUAUGACUGUGAUGUAGAAAGGCAGUGUCACGGGCAUGGGGUGUGCAAUAACAACAGGAAUUGUCACUGUGAAGCAGGCUGGGCCCCUCCUUACUGUGAGACUAAAGGCUACGGAGGAAGUCUUGACAGUGGACCUCCUUACAACGACAGCAUGCUUCGUUUGGUAGUAAAUGCAAAUGUAGUCCCUGCCCCAAGCAUCUUACGGUAUAGAAGAGGGGUACACGAUACAGAAACGGGGAGAUACAGAGACAAAGACACCUCAUUGAGGAAUGGGCUACUGGUAUUUUUUUUCCUGGUCCUACCACUCCUUAUAGCUGCUGCUCUGGCAUUUGCAAGGAGAGACAGGCUGAAACGAUGGUUUAGAAGGUUAAUGUCACGCUGUCAUUCGUCACUUCAGUCACCACCUCCUAGAACAGAAACAGAACCAAGAGACUACCAACCCAGAGGCUUUUCACAUGGCAUGCCUUAUUCUUCAAGAAGUGUACCCAUGGAUAUGGAACCAAAUACCUUCCCUGUGCCAUCUUACCCAGUUAACCAGCAUCCUCAGCAGGCUUACCACCAGUCCUACUACCCGUCUCCACAAUACCAGGCACCACAGCCACAGAAGCUGCCAACAAGGCCACCUCCUCCGCAACAGAAAUGUGUACCUCAGGGACCUCUUCCAUCACAGCAAAAAUGUUUACCUCAGGGACAUUAUUUUCCUUCUCGACCAGCACCUUUGCCUCCCAAAUAGCUUUUGGCCUCUCUGAGGCCUUCACGUGAGCUGACCUGUUCGCUGAAGCAAAGCUGAAAUUGCAUUUAUCCGUCUUGCAUCGAGUGGCCCAUGGUAAUCCCAGAAAGCCUCCCUUCUGCAGCCUUGAAUAAGGCAAAUGAGAUAUUGAAGCAAGGAAUGUAAAACUUUAAACUAAAUACCUCUACCAAAGCUACAAGAACUGAAAACAUCAAACCUGUUCUUAGAUCUGUCUGAGUAUUGUGGCUUUGUAAACUGCAGCAGGGCUGCCCAGCUGGAAGUGGAGCAGUCUGCAGUUAGUUAAUCUUUAAAGUACAGCACUUAGGAGUUGCUUUUCGUUUCCCCAUUUCUGUGAUGAGCCCUAAUAAUGAAAUUAUUUGUUGUCAUAUUUCCAAAUGUACAGUGAAGAAUUAAAGUAACCCAUACUAGUAUCAAAUCAAGGAAAUCUGGCCGAUUAAUUUAAAACUUAUUUUGCACGGACUGGAAACUGCUACCCAUUUACACAUAAAUGGCACAGGCGGAAUAAGGUAUCAGUGUACUUUAUCAGAGGAAGAUAAAUAUAUUGUAAACAUGUUUAUGCAUGUAUAUAUGUUUAUUGAUGUGUAAUAAUGCACUUAAAUUCUUAAUUUCAUGCUGACUGACACUAAGCUGUACUAUAUGAACAUUAAGUUUAAUUUAAUGUUUUUAAAUUAGUAAUUGUGAAUUGCUAAAUGAGAAUCCUGCACUAACUUCCACUAAUACCAUGAAUGGGCAAGGAAAAAAAAGGUACGAAAAGACAUGGCCAUAUUUUGUUUUUAAAAAAACGGAGUAUUCUUAGGUUUUAAAUUGGGUCUAAAGACUACAAAGGAGUCCCUGCAGAACACCGAGAAGCAAAAAAUAUGUAUCUGCUUAGACCACCUGAGCUUCUCCGUGCACUUUAGACAGGAGCCUGUUGACUAAUGCAACUCUGUCACCUAAUCUUCAAACCCUUUUAAUGUCAGUCAGGAUGCUUGUAUAGGCUAACUUGCAGUACAUUGGACUGCCAUCAGUUUCUGCAACACUGACUAAACCAGGUUUUAAUACUGCUUCUGAAAAGGAGCGUUUAGCACUUGGUGUGUGAGCAGAGGAGAUCUGUUAGUUGUGAUACAGUUGUGCUGUAAGUAGAAACUGAAUGAUGGUGGUGACGAGUAGAAGUCUAUUGCACAAACUUGCAAGAUCUGAAAAAAAUACUGAAAAGUGUGCUUGGCUUUCUCACUUUGUGCUAGCCACUGAGUACAAACGCGCUCUGUAAAGAUCCCCCAUAAUAUUGCCAAAAAAAAUCUUUUCCUUUGUAUAUACAUAUAUAAAUAUAUAUAUAUAUAGUGUUUGCAUUUGCAGUAAUAAAAUACUUGAACUCUUGUGGUUUCCCAUAAACUUAGACUAAGAUUUAUAACACUAUUAAAAUAUGUAAAAUGUCAGCUAAGGUAUCACCAGACUUAUUUGUGGGGGUCUUCUGUUUGUUCCAAGAUAAUCACUUCCUACUUCUUGUUGUAUUCUACUCAGUUUGGGCUGUCUGUCUGUAAGUACCUAGCUUUGCUGUUUGUAAGGCGAUGUCUGGCCGAGCCCCUCGAGGCAGCUCGUGACACGAGUGGCCAGGUUCACUGGGUGUGUUUGAGAGGAGGGAACCCAAGUCACAAAGUAAUCCUGGAGGAAGAUGUACUUAACUGUAUUUAAAGCUGUAUGUGUGAACUAAAACUAUGCUGAAAAUGGUGCCUUCUAAUAGUUAAGUUUUUAUACUUCAGUGUGCAUGUCAGCAAUACUUCCAGGGCGGAGGUCUAGGGCAAUGAACGUGCAGUUUUUAGAAACAGUUCUAUGGAAAGGAAAUUGCUCAGAUUUUAAAUGUAUUAAAUAUUGAGUAUGACUACUGACUUUUUUAAAGUGUACACUCAUCCCUGUCACCUGAUUAGGUUUGAAGGAGCAGGAAAUGUUGUACAUGUCCCAUUCUCAUUUAAAACGUUGCACUGGGAGCAACGUCGCCUGUUUCUGUGCGCCUCCGGGACCGCGCCGCGUGCCAGUUUUGUAGUGUUUGGGUGCAAUGAAAGGGCUUUUACUGAACCCCUUUGUAAGAAACGAGCAAUAAAGAUGCCAGUUUUGUACAAAA
Messenger RNA from Cygnus olor (mute swan), 4830 nucleotides. It is a transcript of the gene ADAM9, whose product is annotated as ADAM metallopeptidase domain 9. Gene Ontology annotation, biological process: transforming growth factor beta receptor signaling pathway; membrane protein ectodomain proteolysis; cell-cell adhesion mediated by integrin. The coding region runs from base 87 to 2714 and encodes 875 amino acids. Gene Ontology annotation, cellular component: plasma membrane. The transcript has 23 exons. Gene Ontology annotation, molecular function: integrin binding; metalloendopeptidase activity. Lineage: Eukaryota; Metazoa; Chordata; Aves; Anseriformes; Anatidae. The record is from RefSeq and is a predicted model, not a curated record.